AACUAACAUUUGCGAGCAUUGAUGCAUAUGACUUCCACAGUUGCGUUCAAAUUACCCGGUUUUACGCGACCUUUGAAAAAUAAUUUAUUUUGAUAAGAUUAAAGCGAUAAAAAUGUUGAGAUAGUGUUGAAACAGUGUUGUGUAAAAACAAAAUGGGGACCAUUGUUUAUGGUACUGGGCACAUUAAAACCUCGCAAGGGAUAAUAAAAAUUGCAGAAGCAGUAGUUUGCUUCAUAGGUCUUAUCUUAAUAGCCAUAGAUGGAUGGUCACGCGAUUUAACAAAUGCAUAUGUCGUUGGUACAGCUGUUGGUUUAGUAAUCUCUUUCCUCCUAUUGAUACUUCAUAUCACAAAAGCAGGAAGACCUCUUCAGGGAUUUUUAGCAUUUCAAAUCUACUACAAUGUGGUUUUAUUUAUAUACUUAUUAGUAGUAUCAGCAAUAAUACUUUCAGAAAAUUACAAUAAUCGAUACAUGGCUGGAGGGAGUUUUGGAACAAUUGCAUGUGUGUUGUAUUUGGUGGAUGCAAUUGACUGCUACAGAACUGAUCCGUCACCACUGUUUUGUUUUGCGUAACAUUUAGUAAUUUUGACAAAUUAAUAUGAUUUAGUGAUUUUAUAUACGUAACAGUUUUUAAUCCAGAAGAAUGACUGCCAUCUUAUAAAAUUACCAUUUUAAACUCCACUGUAUUAUUUGGUUUAAAUAUAUUUAUUUUUACUAACA
Molecule: messenger RNA, 719 nt
Organism: Tribolium madens (black flour beetle)
Lineage: Eukaryota; Metazoa; Arthropoda; Insecta; Coleoptera; Tenebrionidae
Exons: 4
Coding region: 153-572 (139 amino acids)
Cellular component (GO): membrane
Source: RefSeq, a predicted model, not a curated record